Molecule: messenger RNA, 864 nt
Organism: Fusarium pseudograminearum CS3096
Lineage: Eukaryota; Fungi; Ascomycota; Sordariomycetes; Hypocreales; Nectriaceae
Exons: 2
Coding region: 1-864 (287 amino acids)
Molecular function (GO): ferrous iron binding; oxidoreductase activity, acting on single donors with incorporation of molecular oxygen; zinc ion binding
Source: RefSeq, a predicted model, not a curated record
AUGUCAAAGGUCGCUCCUGUAAUUGCCCUGUCUCACGGUGGUGGUCCCAUGCCUGUCCUGGGCGAUCCCAAGCACAAAGAUAUCGUCUACUCCCUCAAGAACCGCGUUCCCAAGAUCCUCAAACUUGGUACCCCAGAUCAACCCAGGGCCAUCAUCCUAGUCACAGCCCACUGGUCCACCGACAAACCCACCAUCUCGUCAAGCGCAUCUCACAAGCUCCUCUACGACUACUACGGUUUCCCCAAAGAGUCUUAUGCUCUCAAGUACCCCGCGCCAGGCCACCCAGAAAUCGCACACGAGAUUGCCGACGCGCUCAAGGCAGAAGGUUUAACGCCUGAGCUAGAUGACGAGCGGGGAUGGGACCAUGGCGUCUUCAUCCCGCUGCUGCUCGUCAACCCCAAAGCCGACAUUCCCGUGAUUCAAGUCUCGGUUCUAGAAUCUGAGGAUCCAGAAGAGCAUCUUCGCAUGGGCGCUGCGUUGGGUAAACUGCGCGCCAAUAACAUCGCCGUUAUCGGAUCCGGCUUUGCGAGCUUUCACAACAUCCGCGCCAUGAUGAUGCUUGGCGGUUCAGGGCCGGAGCAGCAGAAGCAGUUCCGUGUUUUGUCUGAUCAAUGGAGCAAUGUGCUGACGGACGCUGCGAUGAAGAAGGAAAAGGAGGAAAGGUGGAAGGCCCUCAGCGGUUGGAGAGCGUUUCCGUACGCUGACAUGAUGCAUCCCCCAAGGGGAGGGGAGCACUUUAUGCCAUUGCUUGUGUGUGCGGGCGCGGCUGGAGAUGGAGAGGAGGCGAUGAAGUACAGUGAUGAGUACGUUGGAGUUGAAAUUAGUACAUUUUACUGGGGAUCUGAGGAGGUCAGCAAGUUGUAA